AGCACUCAGCGGAGGGAGAGUUGCCGACUAACGAAGAGGGAGGAGCCAAACUGCAUAGAGGGGCCAGUGGAGAGAAAAGGCGGCGUCUGAAGGGAAAAUUCCGACGUGCACAGCUGGUUGCGUUUUCUGGUGGCCCGAAGUAAGAUGUCUGGGGAAUUCGCUAGAAGCUUGGGAAAAGGAACUCCUGCUCCAGGCCCAGUGCCUGAAGGAACCAUCCGGGUCUACAGUAUGCGUCACUGCCCUUUUGCACAGAGAACAGUACUCGUCCUAAAAGCCAAAGGAAUCAACCAUGAAAUUGUUAAUAUCAAUUUGAGGAACAAACCAGAGUGGUUUUUUGAGAAGAACCCACUUGGAAUGGUACCUGUGCUAGAAACAAGCAAGGGUCAGCUGAUCAAUGAAUCUCCAAUCACUUGUGAAUAUUUGGAUGAAGCUUACCCUGAAAAGAAGUUGUACCCUGCAGAUCCUUAUGAAAAAGCUUAUCAGAAAAUGAUUUUGGAAUACUUCUCCAAGUUGCAUCCAAUAUGCUUCAACUAUAUUCGGGCUUUUAGGAAUGGUGAAGAUGCAUCAGAAUUAAAGAAUGAGUUCCAGGAAAAACUUCUGAAGCUUGAAGAGAUGCUUGCAAACCACAAAACUAAGUUCUUUGGUGGAAAUUCAGUAUCCAUGAUUGAUUAUCUAAUCUGGCCUUGGUUUGAACGGAUAGAAGCCUUCCAGUUACUUGAAUGUUUGGACCAUACUCCAGGGUUAAAAUGCUGGAUUGAUUUGAUGAAGCUAGAUCCAGCUGUUCAGGCCACAAUAACUGAUCCUCAAAUCUUCAAGGGCUUCCUUGAACUAUAUUUCAAUAGUAGUCUUGAGGCCUGUGAUUAUGGGCUCUGAAAACUAUGGGAAGCUUUUUCAGUGGAUGACAAGGGAUAUUGACAGCUAUUGCUUCAGCAUGUCAUCUGAUAUCUGAAAUGCUUUGCUCAGCUUUAAUAUGUUUUGUGGUAUGUUAUUCAACCAGUAUAUAAUUGCACUGAAAUGGUAAUUAUCUGCAAUAAAUGUUUCCCUUUCAAAAGGAAAAUGGCCAACAUUGAUCAGGAAGAAAAGCUUUUUUUACCCUUAUCUUCCUACCAAUCUAAAUGACGAUGUUGACUUAUUUGCCUUAUUUAUCUGCUUAGAGGACGUAUCAAUUUGACUUUGUCUCUGAAAAUUGAUUAUUGCCUUUCAUGAAUAAAAACACUUCACAUGCA
Molecule: messenger RNA, 1226 nt
Organism: Pantherophis guttatus
Lineage: Eukaryota; Metazoa; Chordata; Lepidosauria; Squamata; Colubridae
Product: glutathione S-transferase omega-1-like
Biological process (GO): glutathione metabolic process
Cellular component (GO): cytoplasm
Molecular function (GO): glutathione dehydrogenase (ascorbate) activity; glutathione transferase activity
Source: RefSeq, a predicted model, not a curated record